CUCCCCUGAACGCCGCUCCCAUCCCUCCCUCGCGCUCUUUGCAGAGGGUCAACCAUGAAGUUCAACCCCUUCGUGACCUCGGACCGCAGCAAACGCCGCUUCAACGGCCCCUCGCACGUGCGCCGCAAGAUCAUGCCUUCCCCGCUCUCCAAGGAGCUGCGACAGAAGCACAAGGUCCGCUCCAUGCCCGUCCGCAAGGACCGUGAGGUCCAGGUGGUUCGAGGACACUACAAAGGUCAGCAAAACAGCAAGGUAGUGCAGGUGUACAGAAAGAAAUACGUCAUUUACACCGAGCGGGUGCAGCGUGAGAAGGCUAACGGCACAGCUGUCCACGUGGGCAUUCACCCCAGCAAGGUGGUUCUCACCAGGCCAAAACUGGACAAAGAUCGGAAAAAAAUUCUCAAAGCCAAAUCUCGACAAGUUGGAAAAGAGAAAGGCAAAUAUAAGGAAGAACUUAUUGAGAAAAUGCAGGAAUAAAUGUUACCUGUUGUGUAACCAAUGUUUAGCUGUAGGUUUUUAGCCUGGUGUGUAUUCCUUUAAAAUCGUUCAAGAUGUCUCUGGAAUGUAUUGUUUCCUUCCUGGUUUGUUAUUGAUAUGUGGCUCUGUAUAUCUAUUGUUGCUGUUUGGGUUAAUUUUAUGAAUAAAAAUUGGAAAUGUUUCCUAA
This is a messenger RNA of Eptesicus fuscus (big brown bat), 664 nucleotides long. RefSeq names its product ribosomal protein L26 like 1 (gene RPL26L1). Gene Ontology annotation, molecular function: RNA binding; structural constituent of ribosome. Bases 55 to 477 code for a protein of 140 amino acids. The transcript is spliced from 3 exons. Gene Ontology annotation, biological process: ribosomal large subunit biogenesis; cytoplasmic translation. The record is from RefSeq and is a predicted model, not a curated record. Gene Ontology annotation, cellular component: cytosolic large ribosomal subunit. NCBI's taxonomy places the organism in Eukaryota, Metazoa, Chordata, Mammalia, Chiroptera, Vespertilionidae.